Molecule: messenger RNA, 1268 nt
Organism: Botrytis cinerea B05.10
Lineage: Eukaryota; Fungi; Ascomycota; Leotiomycetes; Helotiales; Sclerotiniaceae
Gene: Bctsr2
Product: Bctsr2
Exons: 2
Coding region: 145-744 (199 amino acids)
Biological process (GO): maturation of SSU-rRNA from tricistronic rRNA transcript (SSU-rRNA, 5.8S rRNA, LSU-rRNA)
Cellular component (GO): nucleus
Source: RefSeq, a predicted model, not a curated record
GAUAAUAGUAUUGGGAUUUCUUGUCGCAAACAGCCUCGAGGUUACAUAUUGAGAAAAGCACUGUGGAAGAAGAGUCGCAGAAGAGCAGAGAAUUCGGAUCAAGAGACAGAGAAAGGGAAAAAACGGAAGAAGAAAGAAAACAUCAUGGCUUCUUCACAAUCGAAUGGAGGAAAUGGGGUUUACUCUCCUGAACUCCGUCUGAAAAACUUCCAACGCAGCAUCGUCCUCUCCAUCUUCCUUUGGCCCUCCCUCUCCCUUGCCGUAACCUCUCUCUGGGGCGGUCCAGAAUCUUCCGAUAAGCGCGAAUAUAUUGCCGGCACCCUCAUCGAUCUUCUCUCCGAAGAGGAAAACAAGGACGUAGAAGCAGACUGGAUCGAGACAAUUCUGCUACAGUUCAUGUCUGACGAAUUCGAAGUAAAUGUUGACGAUGGAAGCGCCAUGGAAGUUGCCAAUGGUAUUGUUAAAUGUAGAGAGGAAUGUAAGAGGGGUGCUUGGGAGGAGGAAAGCAGUUUGUGCAGGAAGUUGGAGAAGGCAUGGGAAGCGAAGGGUGGAAAGAGUGACAGCUUAGCACAGUUCCAGCAAGGAGAGGACCAAGGAGAAACGGACUCGGAAGCGAGUGGGGAUGAAGAUGAGGAUGGAGAUGUGGAUAUGGAUGAGGCACCACAAUUGGUGAGGGUCAAGGAACCGGUUGUGCCUCAGGUGGAUGAGGAUGGGUUUACUAUGGUUACCAAAAAGAGAAGAUGAGAUGGAAGGGAAAACGAGAAGAAACAUAGAGAGGAGGUGUAGAGGGUGCUGGAGGUGUUGGAGAUCUAAAGAUGUUCUUGACAUGGCGAGACUUGAAUGGUCAAUGGAAAGUCUAAUUGGAAUGAAAGUGGAACAUCCUGGGGUGCUCAUUUCCUCGAGGACUCUGGAGCUGGCGGAUCAUGAUGAAGAUGAAUCUGCGGAGGUAAUAAGAAAUAGUCUUUGGGGGACACACACGAUUCAAACAUGUAGGCAAAUCUAUUUGAUGAAGAUGGAUAGUUCUAUCAAAAUCUAGCAUCAUCAAUUGGGUGUAAGAUUUUCUCAAUCUCAUAGUAGCUAGAAGGAUCUUAAUACCUCAGCACGGAGAUAAAUCACAACGAAAUUCCUCGAAUACGAUAGACGGCUUAUUCAAUAUAUUGAGUCGUUUAAUGACAGCUGCUUGGACGAGGUUCCAUACAGAUCCUAGCCCCAAGAACAUUCAAUGCAAAUACCAAUACAUGAGCCAGACAAUCCAAUGAAAUCCAUCA